UCGAUACAAAUUUCGUGGCUCCGCGCCGACAAUUUUUUGAUUAUUGACACGCUUUCAUCCUUUUUCAGGCUGUUUAUCAACAAAUUAAGUUAAUUUUAUCAUAAGUAAUUUAUAAAAGCCUUGCCAAAAGUUAAAAACUGUCCAAAAAUCAGCAAAAAUGAGUACAAUAUUGGAAAAAAUCGCCGCCAUAGAGUCCGAGAUGGCUCGGACACAAAAAAAUAAAGCCACGGCUCUUCAUUUAGGUCUUUUGAAGGCUCGUUUGGCUAAACUAAGACGUGAAUUGAUAACCCCCAAAGGUGGUGGCGGUGCCACUGGUGAAGGUUUCGAUGUUGCUAAAACUGGUGAUGCCCGGAUUGGUUUUGUGGGAUUCCCAUCCGUAGGCAAAUCAACCCUUUUGUCCAAUUUGGCUGGUGUCUACUCUGAGGUAGCAGCUUAUGAGUUCACAACAUUGACAACUGUUCCUGGCUGUAUUAAGUAUAAAGGAGCUAAAAUACAGCUGCUUGACUUGCCGGGUAUUAUUGAAGGUGCUAAAGACGGUAAAGGUCGAGGUCGACAAGUGAUAGCAGUGGCCAGAACAUGCAGUCUCAUAUUCAUAGUCCUGGAUGUGUUGAAGCCACUCCAACACAAGAAGCUUCUAGAACAUGAGCUGGAAGGCUUUGGGUUGCGGUUAAACAAACAACCACCUAACAUACACUUUAGGAAGAAAGACAAGGGAGGAAUCAAUUUGAAUAACACGUGUCCACAAACAGAACUAGAUGUGGAAACGGUAAAGACAAUCCUCUCUGAGUACAAGAUCCACAACGCAGACAUAACCCUUCGGUAUGAUGCCACAAGCGACGAUCUUAUCGACGUGAUUGAAGGCAACAGGAUAUACGUGCCUUGCAUCUAUUUGCUCAAUAAAAUUGAUCAAAUAAGCAUAGAAGAACUUGACGUUAUAUACAAAAUCCCUCACUGUGUACCAAUCUCCGCCCAUCACAAAUGGAACUUUGACGAUUUACUCGAAAAGAUGUGGGAAUAUUUAAAACUUAUUAGAAUAUACACCAAGCCCAAAGGACAACUGCCAGAUUACAACGCUCCAGUUGUAUUGCAUGCAGAUAGGACAAGUGUCGAGGACUUUUGUAAUAAACUUCAUAGAUCGAUUGUUAAAGAGUUUAAAUACGCCCUAGUAUGGGGAUCGUCCGUGAAGCAUCAGCCCCAAAAAGUCGGUAUCGACCACAUACUAGCCGACGAAGACGUUGUCCAAAUCGUGAAGAAAGUCUAACCUACGCUCACAGAUGAAUUAUAUUUUCGGGGAUUGUUAAACGCAAAAAAGUUAAUACAGUACGCGUCAUUAAAGUUGAAAAUGUCGGUCUGCCAAAACAUGGUUUGCGUUGCGUUGGCGGCAAUGUCUGUCUUACCAUAAGAGAUAUUAUAUGCAGCUAUGCAGUAUGCAAGCGGUAUUUUUGAAUUCACCCCCCUGCUCCGGAGAAUACGUUACGCCGUCCACCCCUGUUUUCAUUAACAUCUCCAUCCCUAUUCCUACUAAUAUGAUAAAUGUCAAUGUAAGUUUGUUUGUUACGCUUUCACGCAAAAACCACUUAACCGAUCCUCAUGAAACUUUGUACACAUAUUCUUGGAAGUGUUAGAAGUAAUAU
Molecule: messenger RNA, 1634 nt
Organism: Pararge aegeria (speckled wood butterfly)
Lineage: Eukaryota; Metazoa; Arthropoda; Insecta; Lepidoptera; Nymphalidae
Gene: 128up
Product: GTP-binding protein 128up
Exons: 7
Coding region: 158-1261 (367 amino acids)
Biological process (GO): cytoplasmic translation
Cellular component (GO): cytoplasm
Molecular function (GO): GTPase activity; GTP binding
Source: RefSeq, a predicted model, not a curated record